Dioscorea cayenensis subsp. rotundata (Guinea yam) is the source of this 1886-nucleotide messenger RNA. RefSeq lists its product as uncharacterized. Lineage: Eukaryota; Viridiplantae; Streptophyta; Magnoliopsida; Dioscoreales; Dioscoreaceae. Bases 455 to 1717 code for a protein of 420 amino acids. The transcript has 7 exons. The record is from RefSeq and is a predicted model, not a curated record.
AACUAAUGAUUUCAACUCCCCCUUAUAAAAUCUCUUUAAAACUCAUCCCCCAUGCCCACAUGGAGAAAACUCUAAAAAACUCCAUUCUCAACAAGUCCUUUCCUAUUUUCAUAUUAGACUCAUGCUUGAAAAUUCUAUCUGUCAGAGCCUGAGACCACUAAAAUAGAUAGAGAGAGGAGAGAGAGAGAGAGAGAGAUUGUGUUCAUAGUGAGGUUGUUUGGACUUUGGAAAUGGUGAGAGAGUUGUUGUGAAUUGAAUUCUAUGAAUAGUUAAUUUUGGUGGGCAUUGCUUGAAGUGAGAGUUUAGUGUUCUUGAGGACAAAAACAAGGGAGGUUUUUAAUGCUUAACAAAGAGAGCAGCAGCAUAUGAUCACUCAGGAAGAAGACAACCACACCAAUGUACUCAGAUACAGACAUCUCUAGAAGAGGAAUCACAGCUUCAAAAUUCCUCAAAAAUGGCCUCUAGCUACACAAAACUUUCUCCAAUAAUUGACAUCCUUGUUCUUUUCCUUCUUCUUGUUUCCAUUACUCUGUACUCAUUCACUUCUACAGCAGCAACAACUACAAACACCACCACUAAGUCUGCUGAAGAGUUUUACAAGUUUUCCAGGAUAAGAGCUCAUCUUAAGAAGCUCAACAAGCCUUAUCUGAAGAUAAUCCAGAGUCCUGAUGGUGAUAUCAUAGACUGUGUUCCAUCCCACCUCCAGCCAGCAUUUGAUCAUCCAAAACUCAAAGGACAGAAACCAUUGGAUCCACCAGAGAGGCCAAAAGGACAUUAUAACUCAACAACAACUGAUCAUGUCUUGAAUGACAGCAUCCAACAGUGGAGAGUUUCCGGUGAGUCAUGCCCGGAAGGGACCAUUCCCAUUAGAAGAACUACUGAAGAAGAUAUCUUGAGAGCUAGCUCUAUUAGGAGAUUUGGGAAGAAAACAGUUACAAGAGUUCGUCGUGAUUCCACUGCCAGUGGUCAUGAGCAUGCAGUUGGGUAUGUAAUGGGAGAGCAGUAUUAUGGAGCCAAAGCUGGUUUGAAUGUCUGGGCUCCAAGAGUGGCAAGCUCAUCUGAGUUUAGCUUAUCACAAAUAUGGGUCAUCUCUGGUUCCUUUGGUGAUGACCUCAACACUAUUGAAGCUGGAUGGCAGAUUAGUCCACAGCUAUAUGGAGAUAACAGUCCUAGGUUCUUUACUUAUUGGACAACUGAUGCAUAUCAAGCUACAGGCUGCUACAACCUCUUGUGCUCUGGUUUUGUGCAAACAAACAAUGAGAUUGCAAUUGGCGCAGCCAUCUCCCCCACAUCAACUUUCAAAGGUCACCAAUUUGACAUCAGCCUGCUUGUUUGGAAGGACCCGAAACACGGGCACUGGUGGCUGGAAUUUGGGUCAGGGUUGCUGGUGGGCUACUGGCCGUGGUGGUUGUUCAGUCACUUGGCAAAACAUGCAAGUAUGGUGCAAUUCGGAGGUGAAAUAGUUAACAGUGGUUCAUCAGGAAUGCACACGGCUACACAGAUGGGAAGUGGUCAUUUCUCCGGCGAAGGUUUCGCUAGAGCCUCAUACUUUCGUAAUCUCGAAGUCGUCGACUGGGAUAACAGUUUGAUACCCUUAAACAAUCUUCGGCUAUUGGCUGAUCAUCCUAAUUGCUAUGACAUCCGGGGAGGUUAUAACAGACCCUGGGGACAUUAUUUCUACUAUGGAGGUCCUGGAAGGAACGUCAGGUGUCCUUAAGUUUGUGGUGCUGGUUUUCUUAAAGGGCAGAGGUGAUUGAGUGAUUGAUUAUUAUUAUUAUUAUUAUUACUAUUAUUAUUACAUCACAACUUAUUUAGGUUCUUGUAAAUUUCAAAGAACCUAAGAUUCAUAUAUAUAGUGAAUAUAAAUACUUUUGUCUUGUGUUCAA